GGGCCCCGGGUCCGCGGCGUGGGGCGGGCAGGCGGACGCCGGCCGCGGGCUGCUUUCGUCGGCUCCCAAGCUCGCCCGGAGCGAGCAGCCGCCCGCGAGCCGCCGCGGAGCCUCCUCGCCCGCUCCCGCCGGCGAGCAAGAUGAUGUGCGAGGUGAUGCCGACCAUCAGCGAAGCAGAAGGCCCCCCUGGAGGAGGUGGAGGCCAUGGUUCCGGCUCCCCUUCACAGCCAGAUGCAGAUUCACAUUUUGAACAGUUGAUGGUCUCCAUGCUAGAAGAAAGGGACCGCCUUCUUGACACACUGAGAGAGACUCAAGAAACGCUGGCCUUAACCCAGGGGAAGUUACACGAGGUUGGUCAUGAAAGAGAUUCCUUGCAGAGACAGCUCAACACGGCACUUCCGCAGGAGUUCGCAGCACUUACUAAAGAACUCAAUGUAUGCAGGGAACAGCUCCUUGAAAGGGAAGAAGAAAUUGCUGAACUGAAAGCAGAAAGGAAUAACACCAGGCUGCUGUUAGAGCAUUUGGAAUGCCUUGUCUCCAGGCAUGAGCGGUCUCUUAGGAUGACUGUGGUGAAGAGACAAGCGCAGUCUCCAGCAGGCGUGUCCAGCGAAGUGGAAGUGCUGAAAGCACUGAAGUCCUUAUUUGAACACCACAAAGCUCUGGAUGAAAAGGUGAGAGAGCGAUUACGAGUAGCACUUGAAAGAUGUAGUUUGUUAGAAGAGGAAUUAGGUGCCACACACAAAGAGCUAAUGAUUCUUAAAGAACAGAAUAAUCAGAAAAAAACUCUAACAGAUGGAGUGCUGGACAUAAACCAUGAACAAGAAAAUACACCAAGCACGAAUGGAAAGAGAUCUUCUGAUGGUUCUUUAAGCCACGAGGAAGACCUUGCUAAAGUAAUUGAGCUCCAAGAAAUCAUAAGUAAGCAGUCAAGGGAACAGAGCCAAAUGAAAGAACGCCUGGCUUCACUUUCCAGUCAUGUGACAGAACUGGAAGAGGAUCUGGACACUGCUAGAAAAGAUCUCAUCAAAUCUGAAGAAAUGAACACAAAAUUGCAACGAGAUGUCCGUGAAGCCAUGGCCCAAAAGGAAGAUAUGGAAGAGAGAAUCACUACUCUUGAAAAACGCUACCUCGCUGCACAGCGUGAAGCCACAUCUGUGCAUGACCUCAAUGAUAAACUUGAAAAUGAAAUUGCAAAUAAAGAUUCUAUGCAUCGACAGACUGAAGAUAAAAACCGCCAGUUACAGGAGCGCUUGGAAUUGGCAGAGCAAAAGCUGCAACAGACACUGAGGAAGGCAGAGACGCUCCCGGAGGUGGAGGCGGAGCUGGCCCAGAGGGUGGCAGCGCUUUCCAAGUCUGACCUUUUGUCUUCUGGGAGCUCUGCUGCUAAGGAAGCUAAACUGUUGGAACUUACUUCCAAGCUUAGGAAGGCUGAAGAGAGACACGGCAACAUUGAAGAAAGGUUACGACAGAUGGAAGCACAGUUGGAGGAGAAGAAUCAAGAACUGCAGCGGGCAAGGCAAAGAGAAAAAAUGAACGAAGAACAUAAUAAACGUUUAUCAGACACUGUUGACAAGCUGCUUUCAGAAUCUAAUGAGAGGCUUCAACUUCAUCUUAAAGAGAGAAUGGCUGCUUUGGAAGAUAAGAACUCUCUUUUAAGAGAAGUUGAAAAUGCAAAAAAGCAGUUAGAAGAAACACAACACGAUAAGGAUCAGCUUGUCCUAAACAUUGAAGCAUUGAGGGCUGAACUAGACCAGAUGAGACUAAGAGGUGCUUCACUUCAUCAUGGCCGACCCCACUUGGGCAGUGUCCCAGAUUUCAGGUUCCCCAUGGCAGACGGCCACACAGACUCCUACAGCACAAGUGCAGUGCUGCGGCGCCCGCAGAAAGGCCGGCUGGCAGCCCUGCGAGAUGAGCCUUCCAAGGUACAAACUCUUAAUGAGCAGGAUUGGGAACGUGCCCAGCAAGCUAGUGUCUUGGCAAAUGUAGCACAAGCAUUCGAGAGUGAUGCUGACGUGUCUGAUGGUGAAGAUGACAGGGACACUCUCCUCAGCUCAGUUGACCUGCUGUCGCCCAGCGGGCAGGCCGACGCGCACACACUAGCCAUGAUGCUUCAGGAGCAGCUGGAUGCCAUCAACAAAGAGAUCAGGUUGAUUCAGGAAGAAAAAGAAAAUACAGAGCAGCGGGCAGAGGAGAUUGAAAGUCGAGUUGGCAGUGGAAGUCUAGACAAUCUUGGUCGUUUUAGAUCAAUGAGCUCCAUUCCCCCCUACCCUGCUUCCUCGCUUGCUAGCUCCUCCCCUCCGGGCAGUGGGCGCUCCACCCCACGAAGGAUCCCUCACAGCCCAGCUCGGGAAGUGGACAGACUGGGCGUCAUGACCCUUUUGCCACCUUCCAGAGAAGAGGUACGAGAUGACAAGACAACCAUAAAGUGUGAAACCUCCCCGCCUUCCUCCCCAAGAGCCCUUCGGUUAGACCGGCUGCACAAAGGGGCGCUGCACACCGUCAGCCACGAGGACAUCAGGGACAUAAGGAACUCCACAGGCUCCCAGGAUGGUCCCGUGAGCAACCCCAGCAGUAGCAACAGUAGCCAGGACUCGCUCCACAAAGCCCCAAAGAAGAAAGGCAUUAAGUCCUCCAUUGGCCGCUUGUUUGGCAAGAAAGAAAAGGGCCGACCUGGACAAACUGGCAAAGAAGCAUUAGGACAAGCUGGUGUUUCCGAGACGGAUAACUCAUCUCAGGAUGCCUUGGGACUUAGCAAAUUGGGGGGACAGGCUGAAAAAAAUCGUAAACUUCAAAAAAAGCAUGAAUUGCUGGAGGAAGCCCGGAGACAAGGUUUACCUUUUGCCCAGUGGGACGGGCCAACGGUUGUGGUCUGGCUAGAGCUCUGGGUUGGGAUGCCAGCCUGGUAUGUGGCUGCCUGCCGAGCAAACGUGAAAAGUGGGGCCAUCAUGUCGGCCCUGUCCGACACAGAGAUCCAGCGUGAGAUUGGCAUCAGCAACCCCCUGCACAGGCUGAAGCUGAGGCUGGCCAUCCAGGAGAUCAUGUCGCUGACCAGCCCGUCCGCCCCGCCCACAUCUAGAACGACACUCGCCUAUGGGGACAUGAACCACGAGUGGAUCGGCAACGAGUGGCUCCCCAGCCUGGGCCUCCCCCAGUACCGCAGCUACUUCAUGGAGUGCCUUGUAGACGCCAGGAUGCUGGACCACUUGACCAAGAAAGACCUUCGAGGGCAGCUGAAAAUGGUCGACAGUUUUCACAGAAACAGUUUCCAGUGUGGAAUUAUGUGCCUGAGAAGGUUAAAUUAUGACCGGAAAGAACUGGAAAGAAAAAGAGAAGAAAGUCAGAGUGAAAUAAAAGACGUGCUUGUUUGGAGCAAUGAUCGAGUGAUUCGCUGGAUCCUGUCAAUUGGCCUUAAAGAAUAUGCAAACAAUCUUAUAGAGAGUGGUGUUCACGGAGCACUUCUGGCCUUAGACGAAACCUUCGACUUCAGUGCACUGGCACUGCUGUUACAGAUCCCGACGCAGAACACACAGGCUCGUGCUGUCUUGGAAAGAGAAUUUAACAACCUUUUGGUCAUGGGGACUGAUAGAAGGUUUGAUGAAGAUGAUGAUAAAAGCUUUAGGAGAGCACCUUCAUGGAGAAAAAAGUUUAGACCAAAGGACAUUCGUGGCUUAGCUGCUGGGUCAGCAGAGACUCUCCCUGCAAACUUCCGGGUGACUUCUUCUAUGUCUUCCCCCUCUAUGCAGCCAAAGAAGAUGCAGAUGGACGUUUACCCACACUACUUCUACAGAUGAUUACACAGCAUUUGAAUCCAACAAAGACUACAUUUUAGAAUCCAGUGGAAUCUUUAAUCUUGUUAAUACUUGUUAUAUGGACCCUAAGAUAUUUUAUUACAGAGUUUUUAAUUAGUGAAAAAUUCAUGAAUACCAUAGAGAAAAUAUUUUAGAAUUUAAUGUUUCUUAUAUUUAUGUAAACUUAUGACUCUUCAUUUAUAUAGUUACUUACUUUUUCAUGUAUAUCCAGGCUAUAAAUAUCUUUUCAAAUCAUGUUCUUAUACCUAAUUUUAGUCUUUCAAAUGAAUGUACUGUAAUGCUUGUAUGUAUAAAUCCUAUGAACAAAUAGAGGGCUUUUGUAAAUUAUGCAUUUAUUGUAAUUAUCAUUAUUUUUUAAUGAUAAACCAUGACAAAGGAUUUUACUACGUUUAUAAAAUUAUGACAGAAGCCAUGUGCAUUAUCCUUUACAGACGCAGCCUAGCUCUACAGCAAUCAUCCUGAAAUAAGCAUACCUAAUUUCAAGCAAUUGUUGUAUUUUCAUGACUGACCUUAACUGUACUUUUUCUAGCAAAAGAUGCUUUAUUCUGCAGCAUGAACAGAUUUAAAAUGGCUGGUGUUAAAUAUCAGCUCCUAAUAAGAUGUGGACUGAAAACACUAUCACAACACUAUGAGAAGCCCCUAGCACUGGUUAACGCUUUCCUAGCCUAGUCUCUGGAUUUGGGGAGCUUGUCUUCAGUGGCUGACUGAGACCAUGAGCUGGGAGCAGUUCUCUCAGCUGGAGAGACUCGGGAUGGGGUAACCUGGGGACCAGCCUAGCCCCUGCACCCUCUUCCCUGCCUCUGCUCCUUGGGAGCAGGUGGAGAGACACCCAUGUGGCUCCCCUUAGGGCCAGCACCAAGCACCACGCUCUCAUCCUGCAAGUCGGCGCACACAGUGGAUGAAGGCAGGAGACCCAGAAAGCAGUGCAGUGCAGCUCUAAUAAAGGCCUUAUUUUUCUUAUGUAAAUCAUCUUUUUACAUUUGUUUAUAAACAUGUUUAAAGAACGAACCUAGUGGGACAUUUUUAGACUUUGAUUCUCUAGCCAUUUUGGAUUGUGUAAGUUGCAGAUGUGGCUUUUACUUUUUAAAUGGCAUAUUAACAAGCCAGCAAAGUGUGUCAGACCAUGGCGUGGUAUUUAUUGUGCAGCAGAUCCAGAGACAGAGGCAGCCUGUCUUUUCACAGUUGGUUUCUGCUUUUAAUUUACUUGUACAAUUCAUUGUUACUGUUCUGUUUUUCUAUUAAUCUUUUGUGAACUUCCUGAUUAUGUAACAAAGUAUGUACAGUCUACUUUUGAACUAUUUUUAUCACAGUAUUAUUUAUUGCUUUCUUCCAAUAAAGUACUGAAGCAUUUUCCACUGCCAA
Gorilla gorilla gorilla (western lowland gorilla) is the source of this 5171-nucleotide messenger RNA. RefSeq names its product PTPRF interacting protein alpha 1 (gene PPFIA1). The coding region runs from base 141 to 3791 and encodes 1216 amino acids. NCBI's taxonomy places the organism in Eukaryota, Metazoa, Chordata, Mammalia, Primates, Hominidae. The transcript has 28 exons. Gene Ontology annotation, biological process: synapse organization. The record is from RefSeq and is a predicted model, not a curated record. Gene Ontology annotation, molecular function: protein binding. Gene Ontology annotation, cellular component: presynaptic active zone.